CCGGGUAUUUACAUGCAGCUAUUCGACACCAUGCAUCUAAUUUCAAAUGCGUCGACGAGGCUGAGGAGGCUGGCAGGGCCCGAAAGACCCGCUUUCAGCCUGGCGGGUACGAUCGAAAAUCUAUUGGACAUGCACUACUCAGCUGACCCCCCAUCCCUGUCAUUUUCUUGACAGCGAAUAACUGCGCAUGCUUUUCGCAAUCUAGUAAUCAUCUCCAACUUUUUGCUCUGGUCACGAAGUUAUUCAUCACUUGGUCCCGCUGAGUCGCUGUUCACUUUCUCUUCCAAUGGGUGACCGGCGGACUACCGCGGGCCCACCACCUACGCCCUUGAAGGCGUGUGCCAUCCAGGGCAGGGUGAAGGGUUUCUUCAUCACAACCGCUACCGACCACCUCGGAAAACUUCAGGAUUUUGGGAACAAUCACGGUCUACCGAGGUGUUUUUCCUGGAAAAUUCACGAUACGAGGACAUAUUUGAGAUCAAAAAUACCCGAUCUCUGCAACCGUUGCAACAACUUAGCACUCCUAAGCCAUGAGAGUAUCAGGAAAGAGGCUGGGUCGAAUUUUAUGGGAGAGCGCUCGCUAAAUCGGUCUUUGAUACUUCAUCCUCUUUUCAAAGAACUAAAGGAGACCGCACGUGCCGGCUGCCUUUUUUGUUCUAUUCUAGUGGACCUCCCAAACCAGGCGCAACCCCAGCCCUACAAUCGAGGCUCAACACAAUAUGGCGGUUCUGUAAUUGUAAUUGGCGACAACAUCCCUGUUUCUUUCUAUCCUGUUUCUGCAACAUAUCCUAAUGAAGUGCUGUGCAGCUUUGUAAUCUCGAGGCGUCAAGGUAGCACAAAUCUUUCCGACUGGCCUAUAUUAGGGAGCGAAGCGGAAAUUAGCGCUCAUACAGGAGAUGGUGUCUGCUAUCAGUUUCUUGAGCAAUGUCUGAGAAAUUGUCUCCAGAGAGUAGGUUCAAAAGGUCACCGGUCAUGCACGCCAUUUAUAUCAACGUCCUUGCCCAAGCGCGUCAUCGAUCUUUCCCGAGGCAUAAACUCUCUAAAAGUACUGGAAGCGUCAAACCGGACCGAUAAAUAUGUCACUUUAUCCUAUUGCUGGGGUAAUGAAGGCCUUCCUCUGCGGUUAUUCACCCAAAAUUACAAACAGAUGAAAGAAAAGCUACCAUGGCAACUCUUGCCUGCGGUAUUUCAAAACGCAGUCGAGGUUUGUCUUCGACUUGGUGUCGGAUUCCUUUGGAUUGACGCUUUAUGUAUCAUUCAAGAUGAUUCCGAAGACUGGGAAAUUGAAUCAUCGAAAAUGGCCCAGUAUUUUCAGGGAGCCUUUUUUACAAUCGCAGCGUCUUCCUCCAGAAAUUGCUUUGAACCUUUUUUGAGACCAAGAGAUCCAAGAUGGCUACACAGAGAGUUUCAGGGACAGUCGAACCGCUUGACACAGUCGAUUCGUGUACGGCAGAUCGAAGAAAUCCCUGACAUCACUUUACAUGACCCCUUACGUCCAUUGUCAAGCCGUGGAUGGUGUUUUCAAGAAUAUGUACUGUCCUCACGGAUUAUGCAUUUCUACAACAGCGAGCUAAUGUGGGAAUGCAAGUCCUACAAGUUUUUUGAGAGUGGGUCAGAGAGAUUUACAAGUCUCGGUUUCAUACCCUUGACUGACUUGAAUCGUUUCACGGGAGCAAUAAACGAUUUAAAAGCGUGGGGAAGAGUUGUUUCUGCAUACACCAAACGGAAACUCACUCGUCCUUCCGACCGGCUUCCAGCGCUAAGUGGACUAGCUUCUUUCAUACAAGCUGCAACUGGAGCAACUUAUCUAGCUGGUAUGUGGCGACAGACCUUGAUCGGAAGCCUACUGUGGUCCUCUGAAAUCUCAUCAUACGAAGAUCAAGAUUGGUCGCCUAUGGCUGAAGACGACCGGACACCUUCUUGGUCGUGGGCGUCUAUCAACGGUCCCAUCUCCUUUUUAACACCUGAACAACCAAAUAUCAGUAUUUUGGACAUCCAUUGCAGCCCAAAAGGGUCGAAUCCUUUUGGUCAGGUGAAAGGUGGUUACAUCAUACUGGAAGGAAAUAUUAUGAUCGCCAACCUCAAUGGUUCCAAUGGACGAAAAAUUUGCCGUUUGUUUGCCGGCAUUUCAUUACUUGGAGCUCAUUAUUUGCAUCUUGAUCGACCAGUCGAGGAAUGCGAUUGCAGGACGCCGAUUUUUGCCGCUACUAAAACACUACGAAGGGUUCGCGGAGAACAUGCCCUCCGUAACGACGGGAAAGAGUUCAAUGCUUGCGUGGAACUCCUUCGUUUUGCAACUAGUGGUUCUUUUGCAUUUUUUCUCAUCCUGGGAAGGUCAGACACCAUUCAUGGAGCUCAUGUACGGCUUGGUCUGGUAUGGUUUAGGAAGCAUAUGACGAACGAUUUCUUGAGUGUGGGGAGGCGCAGGGUAACUAUCAUAUAGACGCACUUCCUUUGAUAUCUCAUUCUGUCUUAUUCAAUGUUACGUUCUAUUUGUUCCGUGGC
This is a messenger RNA of Aplosporella prunicola CBS 121167, 2505 nucleotides long. RefSeq lists its product as uncharacterized. Lineage: Eukaryota; Fungi; Ascomycota; Dothideomycetes; Botryosphaeriales; Aplosporellaceae. The record is from RefSeq and is a predicted model, not a curated record. Bases 287 to 2443 code for a protein of 718 amino acids. The transcript is spliced from 3 exons.